Malassezia restricta is the source of this 3414-nucleotide messenger RNA. Its product is annotated as E3 ubiquitin-protein ligase MARCH6. Lineage: Eukaryota; Fungi; Basidiomycota; Malasseziomycetes; Malasseziales; Malasseziaceae. Bases 1 to 3414 code for a protein of 1137 amino acids. Gene Ontology annotation, molecular function: zinc ion binding. The record is from RefSeq and is a predicted model, not a curated record. Gene Ontology annotation, cellular component: endoplasmic reticulum membrane. The transcript has a single exon.
AUGUUUCCAAACGACGAUCUCAGAGCCACAGAGUGGCUCUAUGCGAGCAGGAUGGAUGGCCAAGAGGUAGCAGACGAAAUACCUACAUGCCGUAUCUGUCGAAGCGAAGAAGAGCCGGAUGCCCCCUUAUACCAUCCAUGCAAAUGCACUGGUAGUAUCCGGUACUGCCAUGAAGACUGCUUGGUGCAGUGGCUGCAGCACAGUCAGAAAAAGCAUUGCGAGCUGUGUGGAUACCAUUUUGUGUUCCGAAAGCACUAUACCCAUCAAAAUUCAGGAGGCAUUGUGCCCAUCAUGAUGUAUGUACGAUACUUUGUGGUACGACUUGUUCAAUUGGCCAUGUACUUGCUUCGACUUGUCGUCGUGGCUGUGACGUGGUUCGUCUUGGUACCUUAUGCGACGCGCCGGAUUUGGACAUCAUAUAUUCAGUCAUGCGACUGGUUCGCAGAGUUCGUGUUGCGACGGCCCAUCGUUGCCCUCAGCACCAAGGUCGCGGAUGCUCCCACCCGGCGCACAGACUCAACCCUUGUUGCCCUCAUGCGCUUCAUUGUGUAUGAACUCACAAAAGACUGGAGUACUUCUAUCGCAUUAACGAUCGCUGUUGUCGUGACGUUUAUUGGGAUCUUUUUCCUGCGUGAACAUAUGAUGAAUGCCCAAAUCCUCGCAGCUGAUCAUGCGGCGGUCGAAGAAAACGCGCCGGACCACCAACGGCACAUGCGGCAACUAGCACAAGAUGCCAUGUUCUUGGCCCAGCAGCGUAUGCAGCGAAUGCGCGAGUUGGAUGUGGAUGCCUUGGCGCGACGUGAUCAGAUGCAGGGAACGCCCCCAGAAGACGAGGACGAAUGGGAAGAUGAGGAGGAGCCAGAGGCGCAUCAAGAAAUAGUGUGGGAACCACGACUACAUCUUGAACCGCGGCGUCGUUUUGUAGGUGCACUAACGCCUGCAGACACACCACUCGAUGAAGGCGAGUGGGUCGACGAGACAGCCUCAGACCAGGAAGAAGACCGCCAAGACGAUCGGCAUGUGGAAGAGAACCUGGCGCCGCUACCUGCGCCGGCUAUUCCGAAUGCCGAAGAAGAGGAAGCCGAUGUCAAUGAGGAAAACGAGGAGCUGGAUGAAAAUGCCGAACACCUUGCUGAGGAUAUUGACGCCACAUUGCAUGCUGUCGGCCUUCGUGGGCCAUGGCUUGAUCUGGGGCAGACUUUCAUUCUUGUCCAGAUGCUGAUUAUCAUGACCAUGUCAGUGUGCGUAGCCAUUCCGUAUGGUGUUGGACGUGUACUCGGUUUUCGCGCAUAUGAUAUGGUUCUUCUUCCCGCCAAGGCAUUGCGUCUGAUAACAGACCCUAUAUUUGAGCACAUGAUCCGUGGCCUAGCAUGGCUUCUUCCCAUCUCGGGUCGCGUGACGGCAUCUGAAUCGCAUGCGUCGAGCCUGUCUUUGCCCCCGUGGCUCAGCGUGCCUUGGCAAGGUUUCGCAAGCAUAGGCAAGGCGCUGGACGCUUAUACUUGUGGUGGCCAUAUCACGCAGCGUGCGCUUUGCGUGAUUCUUGGCCAUUUGUACAUCUUAUUACUUCUCCAGCUGGAAGCUCGAUACGGGACAUGGCUCCACGGGGGAACGACGCACUUUGUGGAUGUUAUUGUCAAGUACUAUGGCACGGCGCUCAAGUCGGGCAUGAUCAUGCUUCUGGACUUUUUGGGGUUCCCUGUUUUCUGUGGUCUUGUCAUCGACUGGUGUUUUUUGCCUCUCUUUGAAGGCGCAUCAAUAGCCACGCUCGUGGGUCAUGCACAGGCUGCGCCCGUGUCUUUCUUCUUCACGCGAUGGGUGUCGGGAACUGUGUAUAUGUUCUUUUUUGCGCAGUUUCUCGGCGGCAUACGCUCUGUCGUGCGGCCCGGUGUCAUGUGCUGGAUUCGUGAUAAUGCAGACCCAGACUUUCAACCGAUGGCAGAAAUGGUCGAAGACAGUCUGCGAUUACAGCUGUUGAAGAUGGUGGAAUCAGCCAUUAUGUGUGGUGCGUAUGCCGUCAUCGUCAUUGGUGGGGCCACGCGCGCCUUGCAUCUUGUGCCCGGUCUGUUGCCUCUGCACUGGGCGCCACUGACGCCGCGUACUUUGGUACCUGUGGAACUGAUCCUCAUACACUUUGGGCUGCGUAUCGCUGUUCGACGCAUGCGAUUCAUCUAUUUCGGCAAGCGUCUCUUCCGUGCGUUCUGGAUUUGGACUGCUCGAUUUGUGCGCAUGAGCGCUUAUAUUAUGGGUGACGAGCAGCCGCAUGAACACCAGCGUCUAGAAUAUGCAUCCUGGGCGGAUUGGGCACGUUCGUUCCUGCAGUCUGUUCCUGCAACGCGCGUGGACGAUGGUGGCUAUGCUCGCGUUCCUGCCAAUGAUCGCCCAGCACCCAAAACGGCCAUGUUUAUAAGGACAGAUAAGCAUGGCCACCCAGUGGAUGAGCAGGCACGCGAGCUUCUUCAGAAACAGCACACUGUGCUCGAUACAAUGCAGAACAAGUCGCCAUACACUAUUGUGUAUGUCCCGUCGCGCCUGCGCCUGCGCUUGUGCGUCAUUCUUGUGUUACUCGGGUCUUUGUGCACAUUCGUGGUGAUGAUGGCACUAGGUGCGCCAUUGCUUGCAGGGCGUCUAGUGGGAUACUGGAAUGCCUGGCCCCCCGUACAUGAUGUAUACACCUGGCUCGUUGGCUGUGUCGUCUUGGGUGGACUGGUGCUUUUGGGCCGUGCCGCGUAUACGCUGAGUGACGCGCGGCAGUAUCAACGCCUAUCCAACGCGCAAGAAUCGAAUGUAAAAAGCAUGAUCCGCGGCACUGUGCGCUUUGUUUACCACAUGGCGGCCUUUGGCGGAAUAGUGCCGCUACUCACAGGCGCAGUGCUACAUCUGUACAUCCUCACGAACGCGUCAGACGUGCCCAGGUUUUCGGCUUGGUACGCAUGGGCCUAUGGCGCAUUGUUGCUUAAUGCGGCCCUGAUGAUUGCCCUUCUGUUGUUCCCCGAUCACGUACCGCUUCUCUGGGACAUUCACGAUCACAUGCAGGCUGGCCGGCUAUGGCGCGUGCCGCUGGGUCCCGUCUCUCGUCGGAUCCUCGCACCUGUUGUCGGUGCAUUGACCGCAAUACUUGCUGCCCCGUAUGUGCUUGCCUUUAUGGGCCUGUUUUUGACAAACGGGCUCGAUGCCCCUAUCACCACCCAGCUCAAGUAUGUGUGCGCUGCUCAAAAUACCAUCCUAGUGUGUGCCGUAUGUGCCGCAGCUAGGCUUUACAUUCACAAGAGACUCCAUUACUGGACGUAUGCGCUGCAUGAUGAGCUUUAUCUUGCAUCAACUGAGCUGUGUAACUACGAAGUGGGACAGCACAGAUUGGCGAGCGACGCAUUCCAAUAUGGUUCCUUGCCCGAUGCCGUACUGCGAAGUGGAUAG